Molecule: messenger RNA, 4265 nt
Organism: Dunckerocampus dactyliophorus (ringed pipefish)
Lineage: Eukaryota; Metazoa; Chordata; Actinopteri; Syngnathiformes; Syngnathidae
Product: dynein axonemal assembly factor 3-like
Exons: 9
Coding region: 190-1608 (472 amino acids)
Biological process (GO): axonemal dynein complex assembly; motile cilium assembly
Source: RefSeq, a predicted model, not a curated record
GCAGGUCAGAAAUGUCACCAGAAGAGGGCGCCUGUUCACGCCACACUGUUGCGUAGCAACGAUAGCUAAACUCAAGUUACUCCAGCUCUCUGGCUACAUGUCUAAAUUUUUACCUGAGUGUUGAGUCCCCGGAGUUUAUAAUAACACUAACCUUAAAUUGAAAUCGAGUGUACACCCCUACAAGACAGAAUGAGCGCCGGGCGGCCAUCAGAAGGGGCAGGCUGCGUCACUUGGUGGGGCUUCAGUCCUGCACGAGACCUCAACGAUACUGGUCCAGUGAGACAUAAAAGGGAAGUCAACCUUUUACUGAUUGGAAGUGGAGAUCCGAGACAUAUUCUGAAGACUAUUGCUGGUCUGAGGGAAGAGGAUGUCCUUAAUGUAUGGCUGUUGGAAAGCAGCAUGGAGGUGAUGGCCAGACAGAUGCUGCUGCUCUUCAUUGCACUGACUCCGCAGGAAAUGAUGGGACUGAAUGAGAAGACUGAGGUGUUCCUGGAGGUGUUCGGUAACAGCAUGAUCCGCAGUCAGACGGAGGACACCUUGAAACGUGCGGCCUCGCAGCUCUCGCUUCACAUCAACAACACACUGGAGUCAGACAUGCAUCCUUGCCUGGAUGCAUCUCUUCUCAAGUUCAAGGAGCGAGAUGAGCUGGUGAGAAUUUUUAAAUCAUGGAUGCAGCCUUCUGCGUUGCCUACGCCUAUCUCCAUAUCCAAAGCCUGGGAUUAUAGAGUGAGGCAGCACCUUGGGACACGCUACGACUCCAAAAAGGGCUGCUUCGACUGGGAUCUCACUAUGAAGCUACAUGAGAAAGGGUGUAGCGUCAUUAACAAGCAGCAGUAUGUGCGGUGGAGGGAGUGUGGCCUGGCCUUCGAACUAAGGGAGGGUGUCUACCAAGCAACCAACCCGAGCCUGCUGUCUCCACGCAUCUUCAACCAGAGAGGCAACCGAGUGGCUCUGAUAGGCUACUGGGGCGACAUUGUGUCCGGUCCGUACAUCGCCUUCGGCACUGAAACUGAAGACGAGAGCUUGCUGAAGACGCAGAACGGGCAACACAUGAAGGUAAAAAGGUGUAUGGCAGAAUUUCAUGCCCAUGUUAUCUUAUUGUUGUCAUUUCUUUUGUAUCCACAGACAGCCCAAGACAUAUCCUUUGCUAAUGUGCAGGAAUUGUUCCGGUCAUUGUCCAGGAGACAGGAUUGUUCUGCUAUUCAUCAGUCAAGCUCAGACAAGGAACAACCACCCACAAAUAGUGACCAUAAACCUGUCACCAUCAAUAACCUGAUGCAUCUCAAUCGUGUCUCUGUCAACUUCCUGCCUUUGGAUUCCCUUCAGAAGUUGCCCGAAAAAGUGAAAUACAGCCAUUUCUUUGACGUAAUCUACUUUUCCACAAGCUGCGCGCACCAUUUGGGCUCAAAUAUCCGGCAGAUUGCAGCACCAGACGCUGUGCUCGUUGUAGAGUUGGCCAAGUACAUUUUGGACCUGAACAAAGAGCAAGAAGCGGGCUUUGCAGAGAGAGUGGCUAGCAUGUGUACGGAGGCUGGAUUCCAACCGUGUUGUGAGGCAAAGAGUGAUGACGUCCAUGCUGUUUUCACACCACAGAAGGACAUUGCAUAGGAGAUUGGAGAUGUGUAUUUAACUGCCAGUAUACCUGUAUCCUUACAUGAUGUCAAAUACUACUUCACAGCACAAGUGAGGAAUACAACGGUGCAAUUGCAUGCAACACUGCAAAGACCUUUGCCUUUAUGAGGGUGUGGAUUCACUUCCAGCGUCCUCCAACCUUCCCUUUACCGUGACCUUUUUUGCUUUGAGACAAGAGAGCAUCUUUGAGUGUGCAGUAUGUGUGUGGGUGUGUCACUUGAGUACCACAUGCAGAUGGACUCACAACUUUUGAGCGUGAUGGAUUCUGUUCAGGAGGACGUUGAUCUGGAAAAGAACAGAAAUUGACAAUGGUCUACAGCCAAUCAGGACGUAGAAAACAAUGGGCGGUGCAGACAGACGAGAGAGGGAAGAGAUAGAUAUUCAACUUCCCACAAUGCAAUUCUUCUUAAAAGGGCCAGCUCGGCCUGUAACAGCGUAAUAAAAAACGCUGUAAUAAGAAAAAAGUCAGCUAGGACCUAUCCCCCGAGACCCUACUGUAGUGAGGACAAGCAGCAUAGAAAAUGAAUGAAUCUCUGAUCUAAUGAUAGAAAUAAUGUCUCUUCUGUAUUAAAAAUAUGCCUGUAAGAAAAUACUAGCGUUCCUUUCAAGUCUUUCUGGACAAAUAACUACAAAAUGUGAAAUAAAAUUAGCAAAUCCAGCUUUAACAACAGUAACUCAAUCUUUUCAAUGUAAUUAUGCAAAUAAAGAAACAAAUUCUGUAUCUUUAGUUUUCUUUUCAUCCUCGCUUUUCUCUUCAUCAUGUUUUUCUUUCUCAUCCUCCUUGUUUGCCCAUCUAUCUUGCUGUACAGCUGAUCUUUCCCAGCAUGAAGGUCAUUCCAAAAAGUGUCUUUGAAGUUGUAUUGCACAAAUAUUCAAUAUUUUAUUUAAUGGCCCAAUGAAAAACAGGACAUUUUCAUCACUUUCUAAAAAAAUGUACAGAAUGGCCAGGACAGGACAUGAAAACAUGACGUGUCCUGGGAAAAUAGGAUGUUUAGUCAACCAAUGUGACAGUAUUUCACAAAGGUGAGUACAUCGGCCUAGACCAUGACACUACCACCACCAUUCUAUCUAUAUUAAAUUGAUACUGCUAUACAGCUGUACACCGAUUACUCUAAAAGUACAUGCAUGUUUUAUUUCUUUAGUAUCCUGCUGUCCCUUGAGAAGAUAUUCUGUAAUAAAAGAGUGUAUAGCCUUUUGUGAGAUACUACAUACUACAUGCAUAUCAAAUGUGAGCGAUUUGGUCAAAUGUGGUCUGUGAAGGAAUUACCUCAUACUUCUGCCUCUUCAUCUUCUCCGACAGUUCAAACUUCUCAGACUCCAGCUGGUAGAUCCACUCCCACAUCUCUCCGGCUCUCUUUCUAAACAGGAAAUUAGCAUUUUGCGUGAAUAUUUCCAAGGAUUAGACCUAAACAUAGUUCUGCACAAUCUAACGAGAGCCAAUACUAAAAACUAUAUGGCUCCUGCUUUUAUAAAGAUAAUGUUUUAUUUUGAUUGAUCAAUGGAUAUUAAUUUAACCAUAUCUUUAUUAUUAUGUAUCAGUUUUUUAUACACUGAAUGGACAGAAUCUUUGGGACACCUGGUCUUGAUAUUACAUGAUAGGAAUGGUGAAUGGGAAGAACACAACGAAAGAUGCCUUGGUGAAAACUAAUAAAGUGGAGUGUCUUAGAACCUUUCUACAUACUGUGCAGUGGAUUUUUUUAUAGUGUAUUUGAGAGGGGCAAAAAUAAUAAUAUGAAUCAAAAGUGAGCAUUGUGAUCUUUAUAAAGGCAAAUUGUCCAGUCUGUGUAUAUAAAUCACGUCAACCUCAAAAUGUCUCAAUUAAAAGAGUUAAAGAUGGAUGAUAUUCAAAGUGACCUCAAGUCAUCUUCCCUCAGGUUGUCGAUGGCGAGCGGCAUCUUCCUCUCAGCCAGCGUCUUCUUCUUAAUCUCCCUAGCAGUUUGUUUCUUGCCCCUCCUCUGUUCUACCUGCGCCCAUCAUGCAAGUGUUUACAUAUUGUAGACAUUUCGGACUUUUACUGCUAACUACAGGACUACUGACUUUUGCAAGUAAUCCUCCAAAGUGAGCCCCCAUGUUGGAGAGCACUUUCUUUUUCUUGGCCUCGUCAUCCGCCCUCUUCUUAGCCUCCUCCUCCUCCUUCCUGUGCCUCUCCUCCUGCAGACAUCGGUGUUACAAUGUACUGUGGGCAAUGUGUCACAGGUCAUAACUGUUAAUCACCGCGAUCCUUGUCUGUCUGUCCCGCUCCUUUUCGGCCCUCACACGCUGCUGCUCGGCUCUUUCUGCCCGGCGACUCUCCUGAGACAAAUUGAGGCAAAUUAAUGAGUGGUUUAUCCUCCAUCAUCCACACAUAUUUCAUCUUCUAUUUAAGUAAAAUGAUUACAAUCCUCGAUUUGAGCCCUAUCAGCUCCUCCUCUUCUUUUUUCCUCUGCUCAAAGUGGACAUCAAUCAGAGUUUGGAGCUCCAGAAGAUCUUUCUCCAUCCUCUUCCUGUGGAUAUCCUGUCAAAGAAAGCAACAGAUCAGCUUUUUCUUUUAUUAUUAAUUGUAUUAUGUGUAUAAUAAAGGGAAACAUACAUCAAAAUCCACCCUCUCUCCUUCAGGGAUUUUCGGGGCAGCGAGUUGUGUGACCACUGGCCUA